GAACCCUUAGCUCACUAGACUUCGCUGGUGAUUUGUAAUUCGUGUGAAGAAAAGGUGGAGAGAAGAUGCUUGCUGCGCCAUCACAAUAAAUGCCGUACUCUCUCAUCACAAGCUCCCAGACACCGCAACCCAAGGACACAAACUUUUAGAGGAACGGAAGUGGGUCUCUACUACACUUUGCGCCUUUUUAUUUUUAAAGUGCUGAAACUAAAGCACUUAAAUCUAAUUCUGAGGAACAGCAAAUAUAUUUUUCGAAUAUCACCCAGAUAGAGCAGGACUGAAGUAUUUGACGGAGGCAAAACUCUUCUUAUGGCAAAUUACACAGAGAAUGACCCAUGCCACAGCAAGCUGCACAUUGACAAGGGGAACCCGCGCAUUAGCGCGAUCAUGUUCUCCGCGGGAGUGAUAGGGAACUUGGCGGCUUUGAUCCUUCUGGAGAUCCGCCGCAGGAAGGACCAGAGCCGUCAGCGACUGUCGCUUUUUCACGUUCUGGUCACCACGCUGGUCGUCACAGACUUGAUGGGCACCUGUCUGGUCAGCCCUUUCGUCCUGGCAGCCUAUUCCUUCAACACCACCAUUAUUGCUAUGAUUAACACUAAACCGCCUGCAAUGUGUGAGUAUUUUGGAUUCUGUAUGACUUUUUUCAGCUUGGCCACUUUAUUUCUCCUCUUCGCCAUGGCGCUCGAGCGAUGCCUCUCAAUUGGCUAUCCCUACUUCUACGGGCGGCACAUCACUAAACGUUGUGGAUAUAUCACCAUUCCUUUCAUCUAUUUAGUUUGCGCGGUGUUUUGCAUUAUGCCCUUCUUGGGUUUCGGGGACUACGUGCAGUAUUGCCCGGGAACGUGGUGCUUCAUUGACAUGAAUCCGUUAAUGCCUGAAGACCGUGUUUACCCAGUACUGUACGCAACUGUUAUGCUCAUUUUAGUCCUUUCUGUAGCGGCCUGCAACGCCUUUGUCGUUUAUCACCUGGUUUUGAUGUACCGGAGGCGCAAACUAAAUGGGGGAUCCGUGACAACUCGGAGUAAGAAGGACCGGAGAGUCCUCUCCAUGUCCGAAGAGGUCGAGCAUCUCAUCGUACUGGUGUUCAUGACGGUGAUAUUCAUGAUUUGCUCCCUUCCUCUGGUGAUCCGUGUCUACAUAAACUCUGUGGGCCAGCGGAAAGAGAGCCACAACAUGGACCUCAUCGCCCUCCUCUUUCUCUCCACCAACUCCAUCGUGGACCCCUGGGUGUUCAUCUUCCUCAGCCCGUCGGUGCUGCGCUACUUCUGGGGAGCGUUAUGCAAGGUUCCCCUCCUGCGUUCCAGGGAGUCCUUCUUCAAGUCCUCCCUGGGGAAGGACACGCACGCCCAGCUGGAGCUGUGCCAUCCCAGUGCCUCCUCUGAGUUCACCCAGCUCCCCGUGUCCACGCAGAUGGUUUGAACCUCUGAUGUAUUGGACCUGAAUGGGGCCUUGUAUAUUGCCUCCGAAGGGAGUAGCCACUCAGAAUAGAGCUACUGCCCACAUGUCCCGGGGGGGGUGUUGAGCUACUUAGGGGCAACAGCUGGAAAAGCGGCGCAGCAACCUUCACAUUCCUGCGAACGUAGGCUGCUGCUACGUUCUUGUUUUGGAACAAGCUCUGAGAGGCUCAAAUUGGAUGCCUCCGGAGGCCAGCAACAGACGUUUGAUGGACAGUUGGACUCGAACUCCAAGGAGAGUGGGGUUGCAACGCGGGUCACGUUCUUAAAAGCACCACACGUUAUUUGUUUUUACAGCAUGGACUCCCAGACCAGACGCCACUAGAAGGACAGCAACAUAGGAUUCACAACACUCAAGGGACUAAAUCGGAUAAGGACUGUUUAUUCUAUAUGAGUUGAUCAUGUUCCAGAAGCAUGCGUUGUUGGCACCAUGCCCUUUUAGCACACCCUGGACCUCCAAGGGAAGUUUCCAUGAGUUCUUUGUAUUGAGAUGUUCCUUCCACUGUCAUAUGGCAUCCUUGUGGUUUUGGGAAUUGCGCAUCAUGAUCAGGACAUUCAGAGACUUCAUCCAUGUGAUGCAAGCUGGAUUCACACACACACUAUCCCUGCUCCCUGCAGCUAUGACCCGUUGACCUUUUCUCUUUCAUCCGACUGGGCGCUCACCUCGAAAAGCCAAAGGGCAAGAGCUCAAGCAUGACAUUCCUUUUUGACACACUGAUUUUUUUUUCUCCUUUUGUCAGGUGGUGGAGCGGCACAAGAACUUCGAACCAGAUGUUGGUUAUUUGAAGUUGGGUAGCAUGGAAAAUUGUAUGUGGUGAUGUUAUGCUAGAAUCGUGAGAAGAUAAAGGAGUAAGUCCUGUGUACUCUUAUGAGGUUCCUUUGUGUUGAAAUGACAGCCUGAGUAUUUAUUAUGAUGUGUGCUCAGAUCUCAAUGAUGUAUUAGUGCACCUGAUGACAAGGUGCUUAUGAUGAUCAGUGUGCAGUUUUAAAUCUGUCGUUCCCGUGUGUACGUUUGUGUGUGUGUGUCAGUGUCAAAGAGAUGGCACCGAAAAUACAUGAUGUUUACAAGGAAUCCUACCUGUAAUUGUCAUGUACCAAUUAUACCUAUUGUUCAUGUAUUCGCAUUAAUCAGUACUGCAGACGAUCCUGAUUGAGACUGUGACAGGCAUGUGUAUUAAUGUGUGCGUGUGUUAACACUUCUGUAAAUAUGCGCCUGACUCAUCCAUUCGUCAGCCUUUAUCCGUCAAACCCUUUCUGGAGCCCCACCUCCUGUCAUAGGUCCACGUCGGGGAUGACAUCCAGAUGUGUGUGUUAACAAAGUUAGACUCUUAACCACCCCUUUAAAAAGCUAUUACUCUUCCAUAAUCGAAACAAACUGAGGGAUCUGACUAGCUCCACCAAUAGAACAUACACAAGCAAAUCAGAUGCUCAUGUGGCCUUUGGGAGAGCACAUUGAAUUAACAACAUGCAGACCCUUAAAAUGGAUCACUAGUCACGAAUACUAAUGAAAUAAACAGAAUAAUGACAUCAUAAUUACAUAGUGUUGAUUACAUUGCAGCUGGCUCCCCGGGAACAGGCAUGUGAUUUCGAUUACAAAUGUGAUUAAUUCUGUUUUCUCUCUGAAGUCAUGUCAUGUGUAAGUCCUGGGUCAUGUUCAUUAGGCACCAAACAAAACAUAAACGGAGGAACUAGCUGAACCUUUCCAAUAAGAAAGGCUCAAUUUCGGUUUUAGCUGCAAAACAUUUACUGUUGUGUGCCCUAAUGAACAUGACCCAUAGAGCCUUUGAGGUUGGAGAUGCCAUAGCUAAGGUCUGUUAUGGUAAGGCAGCCUAAGGCCCCCUGCCUCGUGGUGGGAGGAUGUUUGGUUUUAUAUGAUCAUGCUCCUGCAAAGGGGAAUGGGAGACCAGAGGCACGAACCUCCUUUUCCAGAGUGCUUUCAUAAAGUACUCACACCCCUUAACUUGUUCCACAUUUUGUUGUGUUACAAAGUGGGAAUAUAAUUUAUUUAAUUGUCCUUUUUGGUCAACGAUCUACACAAAAUACUCUAAUGUCAAAAAACUCCCAGCUCAGAGUAGGUUUUAGGAUGAUGUUAAGACACUGCCCAGAUAAACACUGAGUCAGGAGUAAAAUCAACUCCUGACACAAUCACAUUUCGCACUUAGCUCUUAAUUAUCGCCUAAUAUGUUGGCAUGCGGAACCUUUUUUUUACCAAUUCUGCUAGUUGUUAAAGGUCUCACUUGCCAAUAAUGUUGCAUACAACGUUUGAAAGGUCUAUCAUUUUCAUCGAACGCAUUCAAAGUUAACAUAGGACCUAGACGACUUCAAUUGCCCAAUUUAUAGGCAUGCCCAAUUUAGGCAUAAUUUUUUUUUACACUGUGAUAUUGCACAUAAUUUAGGUAAUUAAAUAAUAGAAAGAAAAACAUUUUAUUUAUUAUCCUAGUGGCUAUAAGUAUUUAGGCAUAUCAUGUGGAAUAGGCCUAGUGAAAUCAUUGUCAAAGGCACAAGAGAUACUGUUGCAUGUAGGUCUUGAUUAUUUAUGGAUUGAUCAUAUAAAAAUAUCAAAACAUUAUUUUAACAACUCCAAAGCAAUUGCAUGUGGCGCAAGAACCACUGACUCGCUGUAUUUUUCUAUUACCAAGACACCUGCUGGUAACUCUUAACGGGUUAGGACAGCUCAUGAGGUGUCCUAAAUAUCUGUCUACUAGGUGUGAUACUUAUGACUGAAGAGGCUUCAUGCAUAGCUUUUGUUUUUACUCAUGAAAGUAGGAGUAAAAUGUCUCUUCUCAGCACUUACGACCAAUUUUCUACUCUGAGACGCUUUGUGGAUACGGGCCCAGGUU
This is a messenger RNA of Coregonus clupeaformis (lake whitefish), 4294 nucleotides long. Its product is annotated as prostaglandin E2 receptor EP2 subtype. The record is from RefSeq and is a predicted model, not a curated record. Gene Ontology annotation, molecular function: thromboxane receptor activity; prostaglandin E receptor activity. Gene Ontology annotation, biological process: adenylate cyclase-activating G protein-coupled receptor signaling pathway; positive regulation of cytosolic calcium ion concentration; inflammatory response. NCBI's taxonomy places the organism in Eukaryota, Metazoa, Chordata, Actinopteri, Salmoniformes, Salmonidae. Gene Ontology annotation, cellular component: plasma membrane. The transcript has 2 exons. The coding region runs from base 310 to 1419 and encodes 369 amino acids.